AUGCUUAUAAGAGUGAUAGAAUCUUUACCAAUAAUGGUAGCAAAGUUACAAUUUUAAAUUAUACUAGUUGUACUAAUCAGUUAUCAUAUUGUACUAUUACAAAUUCAGCUUGUACAUCUAGAACAAGUACCAAUUAUGGAUAAAAUAUUUUAUUUUUUGACUCAUGAUAUUUGUAUUACUUGUUAAUCACCAACUACUAUCCCUUGCCAAAAAAUAAGUUGUUAACUAAAAUAUGCAAAAAUUAUGAUCACUAAAUUCCAAUUUUUCAGAACUUUAAGCUAAUGUAGAUGCAAGUGCUUAUUAACCAAUGCUUGACCUAAUUGAGCUAAAAAUAUUCCUAAUUGUAAUAAUUAUUAUAAAUUGUGAAUUUGUAAGAGGACCUUAUUGUACAAAUAAAACAUGCAUAUCAACAUCAGGUAUGACAAAUUUUAAUCAUAAAACUUGCUCUCAAUUUAUAAAAGAGUACAAACAAUUUAGGUUCAUCUAAUUGUUAAUUGAGAACAUGUUGAAAAUCAAAAAGGAUUUUUUUUAUUCCUCUCAUUAAUCAAGUGAGAAUUAGUUGUUUUAAUGCACAGUAAAUAGUGCAAAUAUACAGAAGUAAGAACUUGUACUAAUUCUGAAGGUUAUGUAUAUCAUUUACACAAAUAGAAUGGAAUACAUCAUUCUUUUAGUGGAACAAGUUCUGUGUGAAGAAAGCAGAAUAUAGGCAAGUGCUCCAACAAGGUAUUAAUAUGAAUAUUCUAAAAGUGGGCAUAUUCUUGGAUUUGCACAAAAAAUAAUGAACAAACUUGUACUACUAAAUAUGCUCUAAAACAAAUUUAGCAUUUCCAUUUUUAAUCAUUCUAAUUUUGCAGAAUAGGUAAGCAAUUGUUUAAGUUAGUGUAAUAAACAAUAUUAAUUAUGGGAAAGAUAAAAUUUGAUGGAGGACCAACAUGCAGAAAUUCUAUAAUACCCUUUGUGA
Molecule: messenger RNA, 961 nt
Organism: Paramecium sonneborni
Lineage: Eukaryota; Ciliophora; Oligohymenophorea; Peniculida; Parameciidae
Source: the annotation of a GenBank genome assembly